AUGGCCACCAUGGUCGCCAUCGAGGCCCGCGCGCCCACUCCGCGCGUUUUUUGCAUCCCCCGGCGCGCCGAACCCGCGCGCUCCCGCCCCACGAAUUCGGGCGUUUUCCCUCGUGGGAAGAGGAAGGGCGCCCUCGUGGUUCACGCGCAGCAGUACAGCGGCAACAUGUACCACCAACCCGUGGGCAACCGCGAGCCGCCUUACGACCCGAACAAGCCCGCGAGGCCCGCCGAGCUGAACAACAACGCGAUAGCCACGAAGGCGACCGAGGCCUCCGCCAUCAUGCGCGCGCACGAGGAGGCCCAGCGCAUCACCCACGCCGCGCCCGGCGCCUCCGACGAGGAACGCGAGCGCGCGACGCACGAGCGCAACGUCCAAGCCGCCACGACCAUGGGCGAGAACGCGCACGCCCUCCGCGAGCGCUACUCGGGAGACGCGGAGCCGGAGUACGUCGCCGACGUCCGCGAGGCGCGGCAGAGGCACAUCGACCUCGAGGCUCGAGCGGUGCAGGAGCGCGAUUACGUCACCGCGUCCAAGAGCGCCGCCAUCCUCCGAAGGCUCGUCGAGAUCGAGACCGAGUUGCUCGUCCAGGAGACGAAAGAGAUGGAAUCGUCUCUGUCGCAGCAGUACGCCGAGGCUGCGCUCGCCAAGCGCAAGAAGGACGCCCUGCUCCAGGAGCUCAACGACAUCAACAUCGGGAACGUCACGGACGAUCGAUACGGCGAUCUCACCGUCAAGUCCAACGUGACCCCGAAACCCAAGCAGAAGCAAGCGACGCAGUCCGAGGGCGACCAGGAGAGCGACCCUGACCCGCGCGACCCGGCUCCGAUGCAGCCCAUGGUCCCGGUUCGUUUCGGAAUCAACGUUAAAACCGCCUUUGGCGAGGGCGUCGUCGUGUGCGGCGACAUCCCCGAGCUCGGCGCUUGGGACGCCAACGCCGCUCCGAAGAUGGAGUACCAGAAGAAGGACGCGACGUGGUCCACGACGGUUCACAUUCCCCAGGGCUCCGUGUUCAAGUUCAAGUUCGUCGUCGAGGGCGGGCUGAGCGAGAAGGAGAAGGAGCAGGGGAAGCAGCGGGCGCAUCACUGGCAGGAGGGAAACGAUCGCAAGAUUCAGCUGCCCAUCGAGGGAGACGCGCUGUCCCUGGACGUGGUGUGCGACUGGGACGGCAACGAGGCGAAGGAACGCAUGUGGCUCUGCACCCCGGUGCCCAGCGUGGCGCCAAACGUGUGA
Micromonas commoda is the source of this 1233-nucleotide messenger RNA. Its product is annotated as carbohydrate-binding module family 20 protein. Gene Ontology annotation, molecular function: starch binding. The transcript has a single exon. The record is from RefSeq and is a predicted model, not a curated record. The coding region runs from base 1 to 1233 and encodes 410 amino acids. NCBI's taxonomy places the organism in Eukaryota, Viridiplantae, Chlorophyta, Mamiellophyceae, Mamiellales, Mamiellaceae. Gene Ontology annotation, cellular component: membrane.